AUGAAGAAGAACAUUCUCACUAAGGUCAAGAGGCGCACAUCCAAAGGCAGCCCCAGGGACAGGGCUGGGAAAGCCAGCAGCACCAGCGUCCUCGGCACAUGCCAGCAGGUGUUGGCUGAAGCAACAGCACUCUUAAAAGCUAAAAUUUCUUUCAGUGUUAAUCCUGUGACUAGGACUGCCAUCGACCUGUUGACUACUCUACACUGGGCCUGUGCCAACGGCCACGCGGAAUUAGUAACACUUCUGGCAGACAGAAAUUGUCAGCUUGACAUCCACGACAGUGAAAACAGGACACCUCCAAUGAAGGCUCUACAAUGCUGGAGAGAGGCUUGUGCAAAUAUUCUGGUAGAUUCUGGUCCCAAUGUGAAUAUUGUAGAUGUGUAUGGCAACACGGCUCUCCAUUAUGCUGUUUAUAGUGAGAAUCUGUCAAUGGUGGCGAAACUGCUGUCCCGUGGUGCAGACAUCGAAGUGAAAAACAAGGCUGGCCUCACACCACUUUUACUGGCCAUAACAAAAAGAAGUGAGGAAAUUGUGGAAUUUUUAGUGACAAAAAAUGCAAAUGCAAAUGCAGUUGGUAAGUGUAAAUGCAUUCAUCAACAACUUUUGGAAUAUAAACAAAAGAUAACUAAAAAUCCUCAAAAUAGCAAUCCAGGGAAGACUUCUGAUAGUAAACUACUCUUGGUGGUGCUACCAUAA
Molecule: messenger RNA, 696 nt
Organism: Rhinopithecus roxellana (golden snub-nosed monkey)
Lineage: Eukaryota; Metazoa; Chordata; Mammalia; Primates; Cercopithecidae
Product: putative ankyrin repeat domain-containing protein 30B-like
Exons: 6
Coding region: 1-696 (231 amino acids)
Molecular function (GO): protein binding
Source: RefSeq, a predicted model, not a curated record